Xiphias gladius (swordfish) is the source of this 5938-nucleotide messenger RNA. RefSeq names its product microtubule-associated protein tau a (gene mapta). Gene Ontology annotation, biological process: microtubule cytoskeleton organization; neuron projection development. The coding region runs from base 76 to 2289 and encodes 737 amino acids. NCBI's taxonomy places the organism in Eukaryota, Metazoa, Chordata, Actinopteri, Istiophoriformes, Xiphiidae. The record is from RefSeq and is a predicted model, not a curated record. Gene Ontology annotation, cellular component: neuron projection. The transcript is spliced from 17 exons. Gene Ontology annotation, molecular function: microtubule binding.
CGUGCGCGCCCGGUGACCGACUGCCGCCGAAGAGACAACACCGCCGUCUGCGCUCAGCCUGACCUGCGACUGGCAAUGGACUACGCGAGCAACGCCUCGAACAGCUACAGUUCUGGAGACGCCAUGAGCGCCUCCUUAGCCAACAUGACCGUCAACGACCAGCGCCACCAGGAGAACGGGGUCCAGGUGGGACACAGAAGCCCCGGAGACGCCACAAUGAAAGAAAAUGAAGCGGCGCCUGGUGAAAAUGGGGCGAAAUCUGCGUCUGAACUCUCUCAGCCGGAGAGCUGUGGCGACGAGGUGCAACCUGCGGAGACGUCUGCAGAGGCAGGCGGUGCUGAAGCCGCGCCCGAGCUCUCGCAAACGCAGGGCGCCCCGUGCGAAGACGAGGGGCGGCUUGCAGCAGGAGCGGCUUCGACAGCAAAGCCUGGUACUGGAGUCCACAGUGAGUUCGAGUUUGCGGGCCACGGAUCAAAGCCUGCAGUAGAUGGAGCCGUUGGGGAGGGCGUUGACUUCAUGGGAGCUUCCUGCUCCCAGGACCCAGGAAACGAGGCGGUGGGAGAGUGUGGGAAGAGACUGAGCGACUCUUUAUGGGCCUCCGAAGACCUCAGCUGCAGGUCAGAGAUCAGACGAGAUGUGCAGGCCAACAGGGGGAGCCCAGAGUGGGCCGGAGCCGUGGACUCUCAGAGAGCCAUCAGCCUUGACGCCUCAGAGUGCCCGACUGAAAUGAGCAAUCUGUCCGGGACGUCUUUGGUCAGGAGCAUGGCUUUGGAAGACCUCACAUCCAUCGGAGACCGAAGCUUGUGGGUUACUCAAGGAGAGGAGCUCGUCUCUGAACAAAUAAAAGAUGGACUGACUGCUGGCGGAGCAGCUUUAAAGUCCUGCAGUGACUCUGGAAGCAGAAAUAUCACUCCAGAAACACAGACCGCCCAGACCCAAAGUCUCACACAAUCUAGCUUGGAUUCUCAUUCAGAAGAUCUUCGUCCAGCAAAUGGCAGUAGGAACAUUUCCAAGGAGGAUAGCCUUUUAAACAAAAUGCCAUCCGACACGACAGAUGAAAGCAGCAGCAGUGACUCAUCGUUACAUAGGGCCCACUAUUCAAAGCCUGACAUUUCUAGUGACUCAGACAUGAGGAGCUGUGUGGCUCAGACCACCGGUACCGCCGAGCCCCCCCAAAGCGCUCCAGCCAGAAAGUCUUUGGUGCCGGUCGCUAUUGUCAAAGCUCAAGCAAAGAUGGAUAACGGUUCCUCAGAGAAGACUCAAACCGCCACCAAACCAACCUCUUCCCUUAAAAGACCAUCCAUAGUCACCAAGGGCACCAAAACACUCGCUUCCUCCCGAAACGGCCACAGCUCCAUCCCCAUUAAAGCCAGCAGCACAGGGCCCAGGCAGCCCGGAGGUGUCGGUGGUGCAAAAUCUCAAGCCCCAGGAGCCAAAACCUCUGCAAGACCUGCAGCUCAACCAGCUAGUGCCAAGAAACCUCCCACUCCAAAAAAUGAAAAAGACACCAAGAGCGGACAGAGCAGCCCCGGUACUCCCAAGUCCCCCUCUAGCCAAGCACUUUCUGCGAAGGCGGCAGCUGAGGCCAACAAAGUGAAGAAGGUGGCGCUGGUGCGUUCCACGCCCAAGUCCCCGGGCUCGCUGAAGGGCCGCCCGCCGGCUCCUCUGGCCGCUGCAGCGCCGAUGCCGGACCUGAAGAACGUCAGGUCCAAGAUCGGCUCCACAGAAAACAUCAAACACCAGCCUGGGGGUGGAAAGGUGCAAAUCCUCGAGCAGAGGGUGGACUAUAGUAAUGUCCAGUCUAAGUGCGGCUCCAAAGACAAUGUCAAACAUGUACCCGGUGGCGGCAAUGUCCAGAUCCUCGACAAGAAGCUGGACUUAACUAACGUCCAAUCUCGCUGCGGCUCUAAAGACAACCUUAAGCACACGCCCGGUGGAGGCAAGGUUCAAAUCCUGCACAAAAAGAUCGACCUGAGCAGCGUUACAUCCAAAUGUGGAUCGAAAGACAACAUCCGUCACAAACCAGGUGGCGGAAAUGUCGAGAUCAAAAACGAGAAGGUGGAGUUCAAAGUCCAAUCUAAGAUCCGCUCUCUGGACAACAUCGGCCACGUUCCCGGAGGUGGACAGAAAAAGAGGGAGAAGGGGAAGGAAGCGGAGGGGAGCACCUCAGGCAGCCCCUCAAUCCCCUCCCCUGCUGUCACCCCCCCCCAGUCACCUCAGACUGUCCCUCCAGCACCCAACACACCCAUCUUGAUGAACCCCCUCAUAAAGAUUGAGGACUCCUAUUGAGAGCCACAAACUGACCUUCCGUGAGACGGCCAAGGCCCGCACUGACCACGGCGCUGAGAUCGUCUCCUUGGAAGACUCCCCCCACCAGCUCAGCACCGUCUCCUCCUCCGGCAGCAUCAACAUGACCGACUCCCCGCAGCUCUCCACACUGGCCGACCAGGUGUCCGCCUCUUUGGCCAAACAAGGCUUGUGAAUGCGCCAACGCCCCCUCCUCCCCAUCCACCUCCACCUCCACCUGAGAAAAAGCACGACCACGUAGAGGAGUUGUGAUAUGCCUUCCUCAUUUUUUUCACAGGACUUUUUUAGCUACCCAUCACUGUUUGUCCUUCACUAACCUUUGAAACGGUUCUCGAGCCAUUACUAGUAGAGUAAUGAGAAAAAAAAAACAGAUUAACAAGUAGGCCAAAAUGUAUUUAAUUCCUCUCUGUGGUCUUGGAUCUCUUCAUUCGCUAUUGUUUCUACCUUUUGUAAGUGUCCCUUUAAGAGUUAAGAGCAGAAGUCUCCCUGUGAAUCGGAGGAAAUAUUUUGUCUUCACACACAUCCCGGUGAAACUGAUUUUAAGACUUGGUUUCCUGUCACAUUGACUGUAAACCCUUUUAGAAAGCUGUGUUUUUAAUCUCCCCCUUCGAUGGGUGUCCCCCCCCCCGGUGUUAUUUUCUUGUUUCGAUGAAUACACAGAACAUCAACCUGGAAAAUGGAGGGAAACGCAGACGGUUGGGGUCCAGUUUGCGCUAAAGCGGACGGAUCAGUUACAGGGUAUGGUGAGGGGGUUACGCGAGGAAAACCGUUAAAAGAAGAGUAGCAAAUGUCCUGUCAGGGCAGGGAAAAAAUUGCUUUCAGACCUCACUGCCGUCUUUGCUUUGUGUAGUCCCGAGACACGAGCUGCACCUCCGGCUACUGUAGGUGACGGGGGCGUAACCUGGAUUUUAAAAAGAAAAAUACAAAAAAAACCAGAACGGCUAGAGUAGAAACUUUGGUUUGUGUUGGGCACAGUUUUAUAAUCGUAUUCUGUGGAUAUAUGACAUGUAUUUGAUAUGAAGAAACAUUUGUAUCGUGCCUGCUACUGUCAGUGUAAAAUUUUAUUUCUUUUUUUUGUUUUUUUUUGUUUUGUUACUGCUCUAUUGUAAAUGCGCUAGAGCUCGGUGUACGAGGAGGGAAAAAUUAACCUUAAGGCAUUAAAAGUGUAACUUUCACGGCCGAGUUAUGGAGAGACGGGAUGAGCUCAUCAGUUCGGCUCAUCGUCGAUUACAGGGUUUAAACCGCUGCGCGCACUUGGAGGGUGGGUAGAAUGAUGUUAUUCAGAAAAUACAAGUCUUACAGCGAGGCUGCGCAAGUUUUGCUAAAGGGAGGCCACUAAUGAGAUAAUGCUAAAUGCUACGAUUGCCAUUUGGCGAAAACGCUAAGCUAUUCCUAACGGUAGCGAGAGCGCAGAAGAAUCGUAAAGUCGUUUGCUAACAGUCAGGCUAGCGGCUAAGCUACCGGUCACACCGGACCAAGCGAGGCUUUAGCAGCGAAGCCACUGAGCGUGUUGAUGUGAGCAAAGGUUUGUUUUACUGCUCAUGAAUUCACCUUUUCACGUGUCGGAAGAAGACGACCGUGUCGUUCCCUCUCCCGAGAGUUUCAAGUGAACUCGACCGGAGUGAGAAUGGCUGUGUUGCAAAGCGGACGGAUGGACGAUGGGUUGGACUUUAGCGCCGCUAAAGUGAGCAGCAAGAGAAACUUCACCGCAUCGAGCUAGAGCUGUAACCGGGCGCUGAACGCACAGAAACGCAGGCUUCAUCACGAUGUGGCUCUCAGCUGGUUGCUUUCCCCCCAAGUUCCUGGCAAAGAAAAAGCUACACGGCAUGGCCGAAAUUAUGUGGACACCUGAAUUUUACACCCAUGGGUGACUGUGAGCACCCCCAUCCAAAAACAUGGUCCUUAAUCUGGUGCAGCAACAGCCUCCACUCUUCUGGUGUCAGGUCUUUCCACCAGAACCUAAACCUGGCUGCAGGGAUUCGCUCCGCUUCAGCCACAACAGCAUCGGUGGGGUCCAGCGCUGAUGCUGGGUGAUCAGGUCUGGCUCACAGUCCCGUUCGUCCCAAAGGCGCCGGAUGGGGUUGAGGUCAGAGCUCUGGGCAGACCAGACAUAGUGUUCCACACCAAACUGGUAUGACCAUGUCUCUACGGAGCUGGCUUUGCAAAGGGGGUCCGUCAUGUUGAAAGAGGAAAAUGUUUUUGCCAAAAUGUUGCCACAAACUUGCGGGUGUCAACCUUAUGGGCUCGCAUUGUGUGAAAAAUGAUUUUAUCUUCAGACGUAUCCUGGUAAAUCUCACGACAGUUAAGACUCGGUUUCCUGUAACGUUAUGUUCUUAAUGUUUAAUGCGUUUUACCCCCUACAGUUUAUUUGUUUCCUUAUGUUUUUGGUUAAAAUGUUGAAUAUCAACUUGGAAAAAACGAGGGACAUGCAAACUGCUGUGGUUCAGUUUCUGCUAAAGCAGAAGAUGAAGUUUGUGUAUUUUCAAAACGCAGCAAUGCCUACAGGAUGUGACCACUUCAGCUGAAUGAGUCAUGUACAAGCCAGAAACAAAGAUUAGAGGAAACUCAACAUGAUUUUAUGCAGCUGAACCUUUUUUUUCUUCUGCUAAUCUCUCGACCGCUCAAACUGAUCUCACAAACGCUUGUUGUAUGCUGACUUUUUUUUUUUUAACUGGAACUAAAGGGCCCAAACCAUGAAAAACCCCAGACCAAAAGUACUCAGAAAUAAAGUAAGCUGAUAGGCUUGUCCACAUACUUUUGGCCAUAUCCAACUUUUCACUUCAGGUGAACAAACGUUUACUUUUCUGUGAGGAGAACCCUUGUAAUUUGCAUUUAAAUGAAACAAAAUGCAACCAGCUGGGGAUUUAUUACCAGUUUGACUGAGUUCAUGUGCUCAAAACAACAAAUGUCCCGCUGUUGAUCAAUAUUCCCAGUGACUCGUCAGUAUUAAUGAGUGAAACGACUCCUUGCAUGCACCUCAUGUGAGAGGCAGCCCUCUGCUUGAUGCCCCCCCCCCCUCACAAAGUGGUCUCUUUGUGUAUCCUGUUUAUAUAUGCUCCCUGGAUUUGGAGGGAUGUACUGACUGAAAGAAAAUGUGUGCGCGUGGGUGGUGCUAACCUUCCCUCACAGGUUGUGGUAAAGAGUCGGGAAGUCCCACACUUCGCCCCCGACUGUGUACGUAUUUAAAACAUGUACUGCCGACAGAUAUAAAACAGUAUUUUAUCUCUAUGGUUGCAAAAAUGUGCUACUUUACUUUAAAAGAACAGACACGUAGGACUUAAGGGUGUGCUUGCAACAUUAUCUGCAUGCUACAGUGAAUUCUCGGUUCCUUUUAGUUUCUUUUUCCCAAUAGACCACGUCCGUCUCUUGUGUGUAGGACCGACACGAGUGCCGAGGGGUGGGAGUUGUUCCCGAGCGCGCGGUAGAGUUUUGCGCACGCGUGCGUCGGCGGUCCUCCUCUCCGCGCAUCUCUGCACCGGAGCUGUGCGGAGAGAGAAAAACCUCAUCACCUUUUCAUGGUUAAGUCUGACGCUGUACAGUUGUGGAAAUGUGAUUGUUCUCGUUAUUGUGCAUUUUAUCAAUAACUGGUUUAUGAUGAUUCUUGUUGCUGUAUGUGUGUAUUUGAAAAAUA